AUGGAAAGGCAUGAUAAGGCAUAUCAUGGGUGGGACGACCAACAGAUUGAGGGAUCGAACAUGGUCAUGAACAAUGAUAUAUCUAGUUCAGAUGAUAGUGUUGAAGGUCUGGGAAAUUUUGUUUCAGAAGAAGCUGAAGUUCCGUUGAUUGGAAUGUUUUUUGAAGAUGAAAAUCAAAUGUUCCAGUAUUACAAGAGAUACGGGCAACGGACGGGAUUUCCUAUGAAAAAAAGGACUGUAAACAAGGAUAAGGAUGAAUUGGUUAAAUAUUUGACAUUCACAUGUGACACAGCAAAUAAAAGCAGUACACAUACUAACAAUUUCAUAAAUCAUCGGUCAAAUGCGAAGGUUGAUUGUAAAGCUAGGUUGAGAGCCCGUUUAUCUAAAGAGUGUAAGUGGGAAAUUACAAAUUUUAUCGAUGAGCAUAACCAUGUAAUGAGUCCAUCGAAGUCGAGGUAUUUUAGUUGCAAUCGGUUAAUUAACCCUCAUAUUAAAAGGCAUCUGGAGAUUAAUGGCAUAGCUGGGAUUAGAGCCAAUAAAAGUCACAAUGCCCAAGUAAUUGGUGCUGGGGGCAUGAGAAGUUAUUGUUUUUGGAACAAUAUACUAGAAAUUUACUUGCAAAAACUAGAUGAUUGCGACUUGGCGAAGGGGAUGCCAAUGCAAUUCAAAGUCAUUUCAGCAAGAUGCAAUCACAAAAUGAUGGGUUUUUUUUCACUAAUUGAUUGGGAUGAGAAAGCUUGUCGUGAAUUUGGGGAUGUCAUUACGUUCGAUAUGACAUAUUUGACUAAUAAAUAUGACAUGCCAUUCGCCCCAUUUGUUGGUGUCAAUCACCACGGGCAGUCAAUAUUAUUAGGGUAUGGGUUGAUUUCAAAUGAAGACACGGACACUUUCAUAUGGUUAUUUCAGACUUGGCUAUCAUGUAUGCAUAAUGUUAGUCCUGCUGGGAUAAUAACUGACCAAGAUAGGGCAAUAAAAAAUGCAAUUGAAGUUGUGUUUCCUGCAACUAGGCAUAGAUUAUGUUUGUGGCACAUCAUGAAGAAGGUGUCUGAGAAGCUUGGUUCGUAUAAGGAAUAUGAGAAUAUUAUUUAUGAUUUGGGUGAAGCUGUUUAUGAUUCACAGAGCACAUAUGAGUUUGAAAGGUGCUGGGAAUCUAUGAUUGCUAAAUUUCAUUUGACAGAUAAUGGUUGGUUGAAAAUAAUGUAUGAUCUUAGUGAGAUAUGGGUUCCAAUAUAUGUGAAGAACUUCUUUUGGGUUGGUAUGUCGUCCACUCAGAGAAGUGAGGGGGUGAAUGCAUUUUUGGAUGGUUAUGUAAACUCGAAAACUACUCUUAGACAGUUUGUGGAGCAGUACAACAAUGCAUUAAGGGACAAAGCUGAAAAGGAAAGUAAAGUGGAUUUUAAUUCAUUCAACAAGCAACUCAAAUGUGCUACUUCGUAUGGAAUGGAGAAACAAAUUCUGAAUCUGUACACUCAAAACAAGUUCAAAGAGUUUCAAAAUGAGUUGACAGAGUUGAUUUAUUGUGGCAUUAAAUCUGUGGUUAACAAUGAAAAUCUGGCACAUUUUUAUGUUGAAGAGGAUGUAUUCUUUGGAGAUAAAGGAAGGAAGAAAGUUGAAUACAAUAUGUGCUAUGACAGCACUUCAUCGAUUGUCUUUUGUACAUGCUGCAAGUUCGAGUUCAGGGCUCAUUACAUCUUUAGGUGUUGGAGAAAAGAGAUAAGGAGACCUUAUUCUCGAGUUAAGGUAAAUUAUGAUGGAAUGGAGAUUACAGGCGACCAACAACGGUAUGAUAAAUUGUGUAACAUGUUCACAUAUCUGGCAGAUUUGGCGGCUGAUAGCGAACACAAUUUCAAUUAUGUUGCGAACUUGAUUGAAGGUGCGAUGAGUACUUUUAGUGCGUUGAGCACUGCCACACCUGUUAGUGCAUUGAAUGUGGCUGGUUGCUCGAAUGAUCCGUUAAUUACAAGAGGCAAAGGACGUCCUUCAUCUGUGAGGAAGAAAAGGAUUUUCAAGAGGUCUGCUAGGAGCAGCAAAAACAGCAAUGAAGUGCUGCCAGCAUCAACUGGAACAAAUGGAAGCAUGGACACAAGAUUGGACACUCAGUUGAGAAUACCACAAAUUAUGAUGGACAUUGCAUUGUUCUUAGCUCAAAUUACAUGUAUUCAUUGGAUUGGACACUCAGUUGAGAAUACCACAAAUUAUGAUGGACAUUGCAUUGUUCUUAGCUUAAAUUGCAUGUAUUCAUUGUACCAAAAAAAAUUUACACUUCUUGUAAUUCCUAACCCAACCUUUUCUCACCAUCCCCCAUACAUGGCCUUUGUCAUUGAGAAGCAAAUGAACAACAUGAGCUCUAAACUUACGAAUAUCUUCCUCUUUCAAAGUCUGCGGGAUUGGUUUGUUGGUGAAUAUGCACUCCAUUAUGAGCAUGACAAUGAUGCCACAAUCGACGCUAUUUAA
Messenger RNA from Tripterygium wilfordii, 2454 nucleotides. RefSeq names its product protein FAR1-RELATED SEQUENCE 5-like. Lineage: Eukaryota; Viridiplantae; Streptophyta; Magnoliopsida; Celastrales; Celastraceae. The transcript has 7 exons. Gene Ontology annotation, biological process: regulation of DNA-templated transcription. Bases 1 to 2454 code for a protein of 817 amino acids. The record is from RefSeq and is a predicted model, not a curated record.